AUGGAUGUGACAAAGGAUUUGCGUCCAAAUAUGGCCUAUUCGGACAGGAGGGUCGUUGUAGCACCAGGCAAGAGUGCAACCGUGCAGAUACGCGGAAGCUUCCGUGAUGGAGCUUGCGUAUUCUGGUCUAAAAGCCCACGCAUCGAGUCAGAAUCGUGGGUGAUAGGUCAAGGAGAGGAUCUGGAAACAUGGUCAGCAGAAACUUGGAUUGAUCCGAGGAUAGUGGAUGUCCCAAGUGCUGAAAGGACCCAUGCUCUAGUAGACAUUUUGAAUAAGAACCGAAAGGCCGGGGUUAUACCUGAUGAACUGCGUAGUGUGAUCGAAGAGUACAGCGAUGUAUUCGCUGUUUCGGACAAAGAAUUAACGCAAACGAAUCUCGUGACCCAUGACAUUGAUGUAGAGAUAGUUACGGAGGUAACAGUGGUAGGAGCCGGCAAGGCUAGCGUGCACCUACACGUGCAGCAAAGUAAGGACGACACAUUGCUAUUAGGUACGAAUGCCUUAAGCGAACUUGGCAUAUCCUUACGAUUGACCCCGUAUAAGGACAGGGAUGUGACAAAGGAUUUGCAUCCAAUUAUGGCCUACUCGGAUAGGAGGGUCGUUGUAGCACCAGGCAAGAUUGCAACCGUGCGGAUACGCGGAAGCUUCCGUGAUGGAGCUUGCGUAUUCUGGUCUAAAAGCCCACGCAUCGAGUCAGAAUCCUGGGUGAUAGGUCAAGGAGAGGAUCUGGGUACAUGGUCAGCAGAGACUUGGAUUGAUCCGAGGAUAGUGGAUGUCCCAAGUGACAUGAUGGUUCUACAGCAGCAUGCUGUGUUACAAGAUACUGAGAGGACCCAUGCCCUAGUAGACAUUUUAAAUAAGAACCGAAAGGCCGGGGUUAUACCUGAGGAACUGCGUAGGGUGAUCGAAGAGUACAGCGAUGUAUUCGCUCUCUCGGACAAAGAACUAACGCAAACGAAUCUCGUGACCCAUGACAUUGAUGUAGGUGGGCAUCCUCCAAUCCGACAGAAAACAAGGCCCGUCCCAUACGGUAUUCGUGCUGACUCCAUUGGUUUUGCAAUUUCUUUUUAUCGUGCUCACUGUAUUCAUAUGACACUUGCCACGGUCGCGGAUGCCCGAGGAGUAACGCAAGGGUACCUACCCCGGUCGAAAUCAGACCCAUAUAACCUGCCCAACAUGUAUGUUGACGCCGUCAAGUUCGCAAACGAGAAUCCGUGGACAGAAAUGAGUUGGAGGUUGGUGAAACCUCGUCGCAUGCUAAUUGUGCUGCCGGAGGGGUUCCAGGACGUACUCGACUGCUUCGAGUCACCUCUGAUGACUGCGAAACUGGCGAUCGAGCCAGACGAUAUACAGGCAGCCUGGUUUGAGGAAGUGGAAUGGUCAGCGAUCAUGUUGUUUUCUCCAGCACGUUACGUCGUAGCUUCACGUUGGAUGAAUGCGUGGUUC
This is a messenger RNA of Haemonchus placei, 1446 nucleotides long. Lineage: Eukaryota; Metazoa; Nematoda; Chromadorea; Rhabditida; Trichostrongylidae. The record is from the annotation of a GenBank genome assembly.